CAACAAGAAGAACAGCUCAUGAGAGGUUUCAGAAAUUUUUAUAAGAUAAGGGAAAUUUGAAAUUAAGAUCAUAUAAUGUCGCUAAAUUAUCACAUUAGUGAUUUUUUCUUAUAAUUAUUUAGUACACCCACUAGUAUCAUUUACCCCUCUGUAGGUCGUUUUUUUUUGAUUGUAUAUGCUAUAGUUGUGUUCAUUUGAGAGUUUAGAUCGCAUGUAGGAGAACUAUAACAAAUCCAGUGUGAACCUUAAGGAUCUAUGUGCCUUUCCCCUUUCUUCUUAUUACAUACAUAUGCUUUCAAGUGGAAUAAAAAUUUCAAAAUAAAAAACGUGGCAAAAAAAAGAGAAUAAUUAAUUUAAGCACCAUAAGCUCAAUUGUUACAUACUCAUAAAAUGUACUCAUGAUUGUAUCAUUUAUUUUCUUCUCCUUUCAGAAUAUACACCUUUUUUUAGGUAUCGCACAAAUAUAGAUCUACGAAAUAUUCACGUUAAUUUGGCAAAAAAUUUAUCCUUGAUCCCUUACUUGAUUAGAUUUUGGGACAAUCUUACAAUCUAUUUCAUAAGUUCCAUAGAAAAGCAACAACAAAAAGCUCUAUUCAUCUUGAGGGUAACUUUUUCUAGAGCAGAUUCAGAUACAUGCCAGCUGUCGAUCAGCCACUAGUGGUUGGAUUCAGUAACCAUGUGGAACUGACCAUUCACGACGCUUUCCUGGCCUCUGCGGGGGUCCUUCAGUGCAAUCCGGUUGCUCGCGUUUUUGUGAUGACAGUAAAGACCCUCCUCGACCCAGGCACCACUGCAGCAAACACCGCAGCGGUUGUCUCCCCUACCUCUGUAUUAUCUCCUAUGUAUAACAACAUUCAGCCCAUCGAUAAGAAGAAAAAAACUGAUGAGAAGAGGCUGUCUAACAACCCUUCGAGCGAUCCGAGAAAAUCCCCUGUUGAGAGUGCAAGAGGGGUUCAGGUCACUAUUAACACAAGGGAGGUCGGCCGCACUACACCGCGGCUCUUCACCUGCCGCCCCUCCUUCGGUGAGACUGUGGGUUUUGACGUGGAGGACAGUAGCUCCCUAACAAGCCUGACGAACAAGCCGCCUGAUGCUGCAUAUAAUGCACGAGAUCAAUACAAAACUACCGGACGACGUGAUGCGAAUCUGAACAAAUCUGACCCCCAAGGUCUUGUUGCCGGCUCAACGCAGACAAUUGAAGACUACGUGGUUAUCGUGAUAGAGGAGGCCGAGGCCCCGAGCGGCAGUCGUCGCUGUUUCGGCGUCGCCUACUGCCCUUUUUCCCCGCACUGUGAGAGCGCAUCGCCGUCUGAGAGGCCGGUUAAGGUGAUGCUGCAGCCGCGAAACGUCCACGACCCCGCCGAUCCGCUCUUUCUGGAGGACAUGCGGGUGCUGAUGGAGCAGCGCCUGGACGAUUUCGGGCAUGUGGGGGUGAGCUGGCACGUUCGUAUGCGGCCGCACGGUGGGGCGCUGCAGGGGGUGGAGCAUCCCCUCGCCGCUGGGGCGGCCGCGCCGUCCUUUCCCCUGGGACUCACCCUAAAGUGCACCUGGCUAGCCCCGUCUUACCUCACCAACGAAGACGGUGCAGGGCUGACCACGUCUGUGGAGUUCGGCGGGAUGGAGCGGUUUGCCUUCGCGGGCCCGCGGCGGCCGAUGUUCCUUACCAUUCGCAGUGCCGCCCAGCUCCGUGUGGUGAACCUCCACUGCAGUGCGCCGGGCCUGUCUCAGCAACCAUGUGAAAAAGCCUCCGGACACGGCCUCGGCCUGAGCCAGAGCCUGAGCCACAGCCAAGGUCUAAGCCAAAGCCUCAGUCAAAGCCAAUGGGACCAAGGGGAGGCCACUGUCACAGACGUUCUCGUGAGCCUCCCGCUGCCCCCGCUCUCCACGCUGCAGGGGCUGGACCGGGACGUGCACUGGGCGGCCCCCGUCCGCACCUCGCAAGGAGCCGAUUGGGGCAUACUGCUUGCCUCUAUCCGGCUCUCGCGGCGGCAGCUUGAGGGGGGGACGCCGAUCUGCGGCGUCGAGCGCUGUCCCCGCAUCAACGACCCACUUCACCAGGAGGAGUUCGCGCACGUGGCGUGGGAUGGGAAAGUGAAGACUGAGGGGGGAAACGACGACGCACCGCCGAUACCCGAUACACCCCUCUCCGCUUAUCAGCCCGUGAUGUGGGAAUCAGAGGGACACGUAGCCGCGGCAGCGAGGCGUGCAUGGCGGCGGCGCUGUGUUCUCGAGGCGCAGCCGAUGGCGGAGCAUGUUCGGCAUCUCUUUGAAGUGUUAAUGGGCCGUACUGGGAUCGACGCUGGUGUCGCAAACGUCGCGAGCACCUUUUUUAACCGCUCAAUCCAGGAAUUGACUGCCGCGGAUCUUAAAGAGCUGAUGGUAGCCUUUGCCUUUCAUGCCAAGGGUCUCUCCGCAAUCGAGGCCGCGAGCUUCUGUUUUGUUGCGCUGCGUCGUGAUGUGGAGAAUGCUAUUGCCCUCGAAGAGGUUCACUACUUACUGGAGCACUCGCUGAUUGGCAAGACGUGUGAUAUGCCCCAAUCGGAGAUUCGACGAUGGGUAACCGACAUCUUUGGCACCCUCUCACACGUUUCCUUUGAGCACUUUAAGCAAUAUUUUCUGCACAACUAUGCUAUGUGGGCAGCCUUUGGCGUGCCGCUCGCUGUUAAUGUCGCCUCGUCCAGCGCGCAACGACAUCACCACGUCGUGGGACCCCUUUCCGAGGUGCUGGCGGGUGGACUUAGUGCCCUGCCGCUCGAGCAUAUCGACCGCCAGACGCCCCCACAAGAGGCCGCCGGUGGCGGCAUCACUGCCGCCCCACCAGAGCGCAUCCAGGCCCCGCGCUCCUUGUCCUCUCGCACCGCCUCCCCAAACGCCAAAGCAAACGGCUGGCGUACCUUUGUGGUGAUUGUCUCGAGCACGAAGAAAACCUUCAGCGUGACUGCCCACGUCGAAGAUACGAUCGGGGACGCGAUGUUGAUGGUGGAGGAAAGCUGUGGGAUCAAAGCGGCUCUCCAAGAGUGGUGGCUUGGCGGUGAAACGCGUCUAAGUGGAAAGACGCGUAUCGGAAACACCGUCUUGGGGGUUCCCCCAGCUCUGAAGUCGAGCCGGGGAACCAGCCCACAAACCUCACCCCCGUUGGCUGAUGUUGUGAUUAAGGAACAGGAUGGAACUAUUUUGAUACAUUAUUCGUAUAAAGCGAAAAACAUGCGGUGGCAUGAACGUGUUCCGACUGAGGAAAGAGUUCUGAAGCUCCGGGCUGCUGUUCAACGAAAAACAUUGAUUCCGUUAUCGCGUUGUGUACUCCGCGUGGUUCCGGCAGGAAGCAGUGGAGGUAAAGAAGGCAAAAUGAAUGGCACGUCCGCGGUUAUUCUACAUGAUCGUCAUCCCAUAUCCCAUUAUAAUCUACAGUCUGGUGUAACGAUAGAAGUUCUUCAGGAAUAA
Phytomonas sp. Hart1 is the source of this 3441-nucleotide messenger RNA. The record is from the annotation of a GenBank genome assembly. NCBI's taxonomy places the organism in Eukaryota, Euglenozoa, Kinetoplastea, Trypanosomatida, Trypanosomatidae.